GUUCCAUUGACAUGGCCCUAGGAACUGUUAGAACAGCUAUGCUAGCAGUCAUUUUUCUGUUAUUUUUUGUAAUUGUGAGUGGUGAAUAUAAGGUGGAAGGGAGAAGAAGCAUAUCUGAAGAAGAAGAUUUUGAAUUUGAAAGACAACUCAGAAUCGUAAACAAGCCUGCUAUCAAAACAAUUAAGACUGAACAUGGAGAUGUCUACAACUGUGUGGAUAUUUACAAACAACCUGCUUUUGAUCAUCCUCUACUCAAAGAUCACAAAAUCCAGCUACCAGAGGGUUAUUGGUCGAGAAUGAAAACUAUGACAAGUAAACCUUCAAAAUAUGGAUUGAUGGAAGGCUGCCCUCUUGGAACAGUACCAAUCCGAAAGAUAACAAAAAAAGACCUAAUAAGAGCCAAAUCUGUCUCCCAAAAAUAUGCUGAAUUUAAUGGUCGAAAAGAAAAAGGAAAAUGUUGUGAGUUUGCAGGGUUUCGAACUAUAAAGACUCCAGGAAGGUUGUACCAUGGGUCUGGAGCCAAUUUCAAUCUGUACAAUCCAUCUGUUCAACCCGGGGAAUUUAGUUCAGCUUUGAUUUCAAUUGAAAGUGGACCUCCGGAUGAGCAAAAAAAUUAUAUCCAGUUUGGAUGGACGGUAAACCCAAUUUUGUAUGGCGAUACCAAAACUCGACUUUUUGCUUUAUGGACGAAAGACAAUAUGCGUACAACAGGUUGUUUCAAUACAUACUGCGCAGGUUUUGUACAUAUCAAUCCAAAUAUACCACUUGACGGCGUCUUCACAAAAAUAUCAGAGGUCCAAGGACGGCAAUUCAAUGUGAGACUUGGAGUGUACCAGGAUAAUAAAACAAAUGACUUCAAUUUUGUAAUUGGUGAAAAAGAGGAGGUAAUUGGUUAUUGGCCUGGAAAUAUAUUUAGUACUUUAACCACAGCAAAUGAUUUUAUUUAUUGGGGAGGACAAGUAUACAGUCCAGACUCGGAAAUACAUAGUCCGCAGAUGGGGAGCGGUAUAUGGCAUGAUGGAUGGUAUCAAGAAACAUGUUACUUCAGAAGAAUCAUAGAACUUGAUGCAACCUACAAAUCUGAGGUUCCCAAUAACGACUACAUACAAAGAUUUGAUACUCGUUGCUAUUAUGCAGAUGAUAAUUCAUAUAAAGAUGAUUAUUGGGGAUACAGUUUUGGGUUUGGUGGCACUGGUGGCUCUCCACAUGAUUGUCGUCGUUAAUAAUUUUCAUCUUCCAUUAUCCUAGACUUGACUAUAAUAUCCAAUAUCCAUAAAGUCUCAAUAAUUUCAAUAAAUUUUGAAAACAAAUUAUUCAUUUCUA
This is a messenger RNA of Macadamia integrifolia, 1323 nucleotides long. RefSeq lists its product as uncharacterized. The record is from RefSeq and is a predicted model, not a curated record. NCBI's taxonomy places the organism in Eukaryota, Viridiplantae, Streptophyta, Magnoliopsida, Proteales, Proteaceae. The transcript is spliced from 7 exons. The coding region runs from base 12 to 1223 and encodes 403 amino acids.